This is a messenger RNA of Symbiodinium necroappetens, 342 nucleotides long. Lineage: Eukaryota; Dinophyceae; Suessiales; Symbiodiniaceae. The record is from the annotation of a GenBank genome assembly.
GCUGAGUGGGUCAAGACGACGGGCUGCGAGGACGGCGGAUGGUCUGCACGUGGACCGGGAGGUGCCCACAGGGGUUCCUGCUUCGAGAUCUACGGCUUCGAUGUUCUCGUUGACCGCAGUCUCAAGCCAUGGCUCUUGGAAGUCAACAUCUGUCCGUCCCUGUCCAGCGGCUCUCCCCUGGACAAGCGGAUCAAGACAAAGCUGGUUGCUGAUGUCCUCACAUUAGUCGGCGUACAUCCGCCCACUGCCCUCUGGAAGCUAAGUCCGGGCAGCGUCAAUUGGCCGGCUGGUCAGGAGGGCAACGUCGACUCCAUCAUGGAUGAGCAAGAAGCAGCCACAACU